Molecule: messenger RNA, 1323 nt
Organism: Armigeres subalbatus
Lineage: Eukaryota; Metazoa; Arthropoda; Insecta; Diptera; Culicidae
Product: secreted protein C-like
Exons: 2
Source: RefSeq, a predicted model, not a curated record
AUGUAUCACGCAGUGCAUCCAAUGAUUACCGAGUAUCAACACGGAUUCAUGCGGAAACGAUCUACUACGACUAACCUCAUGGUGUUUGUCAACUCACUGAUUAAAUCAAUUGAGAAAAAACGUCAAGUUGAUUGCAUCUACGUGGACUUCAGCAAGGCGUUCGACAAAGUUCCUCAUCUACUCGCUGUCGACAAAUUGAAAUGUAUGGGGUCACCGGACUGGGUUACACAAUGGCUGCAGUCCUAUUUGACCGAUCGCACUGCCUUUAUUAGAGUCAAUUCGCCCAGCUUUGAAAUACCGUCGAGGGUUCCUCAGGGAAGCCACCUUGGACCACUAAUCUUCAUCCUGUUUGUCAACGACCUCUCUACCCGUCUGAAAUCGUCGAAACUUAUGUUUGCCGACGAUCUGAAAAUAUUCCGUGCAAUUGAGUCUAAUCUCGACUGUUGUGCCCUCCAGCAAGAUAUUGACUAUCUUUUGCACUGGUGCACUCUGAAUGGCAUGGAAGUUAACAUAUCCAAAUGCAGUGUUAUCUCCUUCACCCGCUUGCGCGAUCCCUCGUACGUUGACUAUUCAAUGGGAAACAACAAUCUCCUACGAGUUUCCACGGUUCAGGACCUGGGAGUAGUAAUUGACUCAAAAUCCUCCGGAAGUUCUUCCAGGAGUUCCUCCGGAAGUUCUUCCAGGAGUUCCUCCGGAAGUUCUUCCAGGAGUUCCUCCGGAAGUUCUUCCAGGAGUUCCUCCGGAAGUUCUUCCAGGAGUUCCUCCGGAAGUUCUUCCAGGAGUUCCUCCGGAAGUUCUUCCAGGAGUUCCUCCGGAAGUUCUUCCAGGAGUUCCUCCGGAAGUUCUUCCAGGAGUUCCUCCGGAAGUUCUUCCAGGAGUUCCUCCGGAAGUUCUUCCAGGAGUUCCUCCGGAAGUUCUUCCAGGAGUUCCUCCGGAAGUUCUUCCAGGAGUUCCUCCGGAAGUUCUUCCAGGAGUUCCUCCGGAAGUUCUUCCAGGAGUUCCUCCGGAAGUUCUUCCAGGAGUUCCUCCGGAAGUUCUUCCAGGAGUUCCUCCGGAAGUUCUUCCAGGAGUUCCUCCGGAAGUUCUUCCAGGAGUUCCUCCGGAAGUUCUUCCAGGAGUUCCUCCGGAAGUUCUUCCAGGAGUUCCUCCGGAAGUUCUUCCAGGAGUUCCUCCGGAAGUUCUUCCAGGAGUUCCUCCGGAAGUUCUUCCAGGAGUUCCUCCGGAAGUUCUUCCAGGAGUUCCUCCGGAAGUUCUUCCAGGAGUUCCUCCGGAAGUUCUUCCAGGAGUUCCUCCGGAAGUUCUUCCAGGAGUUCCUCCGGAAGU